Lactuca virosa is the source of this 1623-nucleotide messenger RNA. NCBI's taxonomy places the organism in Eukaryota, Viridiplantae, Streptophyta, Magnoliopsida, Asterales, Asteraceae. The record is from the annotation of a GenBank genome assembly.
AUGAGUUUUGUAGAAGAAAAGGAAGUCGCUGGAGGCCAAAUCCCUACCACCAAAAUACCGCUGGCCAUCUCUCUCACUCUCGCUUUCUAUCCCUCAGAGAAAGCUUUGAGCUAUUAUUCUUCAACCUUGGUGGCUCUUUUCGGAGUUGGAACUAUAUUUGAGAGAAAUACACAUCAGAAUCUGCAAAUCAUGGUUGCUACAGCUGCAACUGCAUCUUUGUUUCCGAUUUCUUCCUCACAACCUGAAUCUGGUGGCAAGAAUUCCAGUAAGCAUGGAGGUGGUUUGGGUAGUGUUGAUAUGCAUGGAAUGAAGACAAAAUCCCGGGGUUUACAAGUUAAGACUAAUGCACAGGCUCCUACAAAGGUAAAUGGUACUAGAAUAGGUGUCAUGGAUGGGCUCAACCUGAAGAAUGAUGAUAAUCCAACAUCAACUGCUCCAAGAACUUUUAUCAAUCAAUUGCCUGAUUGGAGCAUGCUACUUGCUGCUAUUACAACCAUUUUCUUGGCUGCUGAGAAGCAAUGGAUGAUGCUAGAUUGGAAAACUAAACGCCCUGACAUGCUUUCGGAUCUUGAUCCUUUUGGUUUAGGUAGAAUGGUUGAAGAUGGGUUUGUUUUUCGUCAAAACUUUUCUAUUAGAUCUUAUGAAAUAGGGGCUGAUCGAACUGCAUCAGUAGAAACGUUAAUGAAUCAUUUGCAGGAAACAGCUCUUAAUCAUGUAAAACAUGUUGGACUCUUGGGUGAUGGGUUUGGUUCGACUCCUGAGAUGUGUAAAAAGAAUUUAUUUUGGGUGGUGACAAAGAUGCAAGUUCUGGUAGAUCGUUAUCCCACUUGGGGCGAUAUGGUCCAAGUAGAUACAUGGGUAGCUGCUUCUGGAAAAAACGGUAUGCGACGUGAUUGGAUGAUACGCGAUUAUAAAACUGGAGAAAUACUAACAAGAGCUUCAAGCAAUUGGGUGAUGAUGAAUAAAGUUACAAGGAGGUUGUCUAAAAUACCUGAUGAAGUCCGAGCUGAAAUUGUGCAAUUCUUUGUAGACACUCCUCCUCUUGUUGAUGAUGACAACAUUAAGUUGCCAAAAUUCGAUGACAAUACUGCUGACCAUGUUCGUAAUGGUCUAACUCCAAAGUGGAGUGAUUUGGAUGUGAAUCAGCAUGUCAACAAUGUGAAAUAUGUUGGCUGGAUUCUUGAGAGUGCUCCACAGCCUGUAGUGGAGAAUUAUGAGCUGGCAAGCAUGACUUUGGAGUACAGGCGGGAGUGUAUGAAGGACAGUGUGCUGCAGUCACUCACGUCCUUAUUGGGAAAUGACGAAAACGGGUCUGGUGAUCUGAAUCUUGUUGAUUGUCAGCAUCUGCUUCGAUUAGAAGGAGGUGGGGGCGAAAUUGUCAAAGGAAGAACAAAGUGGAGACCAAAAUAUGCAAACAGAUUGAGUGGGUAGGUAAGUGGCAUUAUGGUCAUUUUGGUAUUGAUACUUGUGUUGUUGCAAAUUUAUUUGCAAUGUUUUGACCUCUCGUCUAUAUAUAAUAUAUAUAUAUUGGGUUGGAAAGUGUAAGAAUUAAGAAGCCUGUUGUAAGUAAGCCCUUCCUCUUUAUGAACAAAACUAUCUCUUUGGAUUUGCUUAUUUGGAUUG